Austrofundulus limnaeus is the source of this 5224-nucleotide messenger RNA. RefSeq names its product tyrosine-protein kinase JAK2. Gene Ontology annotation, biological process: cell differentiation; cytokine-mediated signaling pathway; growth hormone receptor signaling pathway via JAK-STAT. Gene Ontology annotation, cellular component: cytoskeleton; membrane; cytosol. Gene Ontology annotation, molecular function: ATP binding; growth hormone receptor binding; non-membrane spanning protein tyrosine kinase activity. NCBI's taxonomy places the organism in Eukaryota, Metazoa, Chordata, Actinopteri, Cyprinodontiformes, Rivulidae. The transcript has 24 exons. Bases 447 to 3809 code for a protein of 1120 amino acids. The record is from RefSeq and is a predicted model, not a curated record.
AACACCGGAGCUUUACAAAGUUUUGACACGCGGAAGAAAAAAAAACUCAUCUCCCGAGGAGCUGCUGAUGAAAAAAAAACCAAACAACUUGAAGCAUCCUGCUCCGCCUCGACUCAUCAACGUCACGCAGUAAAAACCGCGGAGGGAGAAAAGUUGUUGUAGUUUGUUUUCUGUAGUUCGCGCGCCGACUAGGAUCAGGAGGAGAGGAUGUGAGGAGCUUUCGAACCGUCAUGGCAGCUGGAGAGGAGUCACCAUCGACGACGUGACGCUUGUUGAGUUGACGCGUGGUUAUUUUAUUUUUUUUUUAUUUUUUUUUGUGGCACAGCUAGCCGAUGCAGCGAGCCCCUGUCCGGGUUAAAAGCUGGACUUCACACGGAGCCUGAGUGCAUUCCGGGCGGCCACAUCACAGCGGAGCGAGCUGACUGGAUGCAUUUUACAAGCAGCACAUGGCCUGCAUCCUGCUAACAGACAUGAACCCACCCUCACCCUCUCCACCAACACCCAGCACAAGGCAUGACCCCGAGCAGGACACAAAGCCUGCUUUCCUAAGCAUUCAGCUUUACCAGCCGGGGACGGUCCAASAGGGUGGCAGCUUCUCUCAGAACAUACUCACCUUUCCACCUGGAGAAUAUGUAGCAGAGGAACUGUGCAUCAAUGCUGCCAAAGCUUGUGGGAUUAGUCCAGUGUACAUCAACCUGUUUGGCCUAAUGAAGGAGAAGAACCAGAUGUGGUUCCCCCCUAAUCACAUCUUUAAAGUCAGACCAGGAGAGAAUGAUGAGUGGCUUCAUUUCAGAAUCAGGUAUUAUUUUCCAGGCUGGUACAACAGCAGUAAUUCUUUCUUCGCCCAUCGCUACAGUUGGUCCAAAGAAAAGGAGAGCCCRGUCAUGGAUGACUGCGUGUUAUCCUACCUGUUCGCUCAGUGGCGAAGUGACUUCCUGAAAACUUUGGUUGAGAUGCCAAUAAACCACGAAACUCAGGAGGAGUGUCUGGGCAUGGCUGUGCUGGACAUAAUGAGGCUCGCGAAGGAGAAGGAUCAGUCACCUGUGGAAGUGUACAACACCACCAGCUACAAGUCCUUGCUGCCACAACACGUCCGGCACCGCAUCCGAGCGUACAACUUCUUCACUCGCAAGAGAAUCCGCUAUCGCUUCAAAAAGUUCAUCCAGCAGUUCAUCGAAUGCAAGGCCACCGUUCGGAACCUCAAGCUCAAGUACCUGAUGAGCCUGGAGAUGUUGCUGCCCUCUUUUUUUUCCGAGUGCUUCCAAGUCACCAAACACUCGCGAGAGGUCACCGUCAUCGUGUCGGGCGUCGAGGGCAUCCUCCUGUACAAGGGGAGGUGGAGAAAAGGAGACAAAGAGGAUCUGCAGCUAUUCUGUGAUUUUCCCGAGGUGAUAGACAUCAGCAUCAAACAAGGCAAUAAGGAUGGCCCGUUAGAAAGUCGCAUAGUUUCUGUCACCAGACAAGACAGCAGCACCCUGGAGGUGGUGUUUCAUUCGGUUGCAGAGGCGCUCUCGUUUGUUUCCUUAGUCGACGGGUAUUACCGACUGGUCGCCGACGCCCAUCACUACCUGUGCAGGGAGGUCGCUCCGCCGAGGCUCCUCGAGUGCCUUCAGAGCAGCUGCCACGGCCCCGUAUCGAUGGAGUUCACAAAGAUGAAGCUGCGCCGCUCAGGGAACUACCAAGGCCUGUACAUGCUGCGCUGCAGCCCCAAGGACUACGACAAGUACUUUAUGUCCUUUAUUGUGGGGUAUGAGACCAUGGUGGAGUAUAAGCACUGUCUGAUCACGAAGACGGAGUCAGGAGAGUACACUCUGAGUGGUGCCCAGAAAAGCUUCGGCACCCUGAGAGAACUUCUGAACUGCUACCAAAAGGAGGCGCUGCGCACCGACGGAUACACGUUUCAGCUGACCAGAUGUUGUCCACCCUGCCCAAAAGAGAAAUCCAACCUGCUGGUGUGCAGAAAUAAUCAAGAGGCGGAGCUUCCUGUGUCUCCGUCAAUCCACAAACACAUCAGCCAGAUGGUCUUCCACAAGAUCCGCAAGGAGGCCCUUUUCUUUGCCGAAUGUUUGGGUCGAGGAACGUUUACUAAGAUCUUCCACGGCGAGCGGGUCGAGCUCGGAGAGAAUGGGGAGUCCCACAAGAUCGAAGUCGUCAUCAAGAUUCUGGACAAGGCUCAUCGCAACUUUUCUGAGUCUUUCUUCGAGGCGGCCAGCAUGAUGAGUCAGCUUUCCCACAAGUACUUGCUCCUCAACUAUGGCGUUUGUGUUUGUGGUGAUGAAAACAUGAUGGUGCAGGAAUACGGUAAAUUCGGCUCCCUGGAUAUCUACCUGAAAAAGAACAAGCAGAGCGUUAACGUCCCCUGGAAGUUAGAGGUGGCGAAGCAGUUAGCCUGGGCGAUGCAUUACCUGGAAGAUAAAAACAUCACUCAUGGAAAUGUUUGCGCCAAGAACGUUCUCCUGAUCAGAGAGAAGGACCAGAAGGCGAAGAAUCUGCCCUUCAUUAAGCUCAGUGAUCCGGGGAUCAGCAUCACCAUGUUGCCCAGAGAGGUUCUGGUGGAGCGGAUACCCUGGGUGCCCCCCGAGUGCAUCGACAACCCCCAGAAUCUGGGUUUAGCCACGGAUAAGUGGGCCUUUGGGACGACUCUGUGGGAGAUCUGCAGCGGGGGAGAGAAACCACUCGGAACACUGGACAGCUCCAAGAAGAACCUGUUCUAUGAGGACCGACACCAGCUGCCGGCUCCCAAAUGGACUGAACUGGCUAAUCUGAUAAACAGCUGUAUGGACUACGAGCCUUUACACCGACCCUCCUUCAGAGCCAUUAUCAGAGACCUGAACAGCCUCUUCACUCCAGAUUAUGAGCUGCUGACGGAAAGUGACAUGGUGCCCAGCAGGACUCAAGACUUCGACUUCCUGUGGGCGUCUUCGAGUCAGGAUCCUGCUCAGUUUGAGGAGAGGCAUCUGAUUUUCCUCAAGCAGCUGGGCAAAGGAAACUUUGGCACUGUGGAGAUGUGCAGGUACGACCCCCUGCAGGACAGCACGGGGGAGGUGGUGGCAGUGAAGAAGCUGCAGCACAGCACAGCCGAGCACCUCCGCGAGUUUGAGCGGGAAAUUGAAAUCCUCAAGUCCCUCCAUCAUGAAAACAUUGUAAAAUACAAAGGAGUGUGUUACAGUGCAGGACGGGAGAACCUUCGGCUGAUCAUGGAGUAUCUCCCCUUCGGCAGCUUGAAGGAAUAUCUCAGCAAACACAAGUCGCUCAUCGAUUCCAAGAGGCUGCUGCACUACGCAUCUCAGAUAUGCAAGGGUAUGGACUACCUCGGCACUAAGCGCUACGUUCACAGAGACCUGGCCACCAGGAACAUUCUGGUUGAGAGCGAGAUGAGGGUUAAGAUCGGCGACUUCGGCCUGACCAAAAUGAUACCGCAGGGCAAAGAUUACUAUCAAGUGGCAAACCCCGGGGAAAGCCCCAUCUUUUGGUUUGCUCCGGAGUCUCUGAACAACAAGUUCUCCGUGGCGUCAGAUGUUUGGAGUUUUGGCGUUGUCCUCUACGAGCUUUUCACCUACAGCGAUAAAAACUGCGCCCCACCAGUGAUUUUCAUGGAGAAUAUGGGGAAUGAGAAGCACGGCCACAUGAUCCUGGUUCAUUUUUUUUCUCUGUUGAAAAAUGGAUUCAGGCUGCCUGCUCCUGACAGCUGUCCAAACGAGAUUUACAAGCUCAUGCUGGACUGCUGGAGCUUUGACCCGAAGUCGCGGCCUACGUUUAAGACUUUAGUCCAGCGGGUGGAGGCUGUACGAGGCAGCAAGGAUGGAUGAGUUGCCACCGAUUCCCGAACCUUUGACCCGUCGGUGUCGACGUACGCGAGUCGGACGUCGCUGAGCAAAGAAAUAGCGUGCUUUGCUGCAGCAAAUGAUCUGAAUGAAGAGGGAACGCUACAGCCAACACAAAAAAACGAACAAAAAAAAGUCUUUGUGGCGAUUACAUCUAGUUUUUGUUACGUUUUGUUGGACUGGAGCAAGCACUGUGCAGCAGUUACYGUUUACUCUUAAGGAAGAACAGUUUAGUCAUCAUUAAUAAACAGAGGUAGUUUUAUUAUGUGACUUACCUUGAAAUGAAGAAAUGUCGCUGCCUUUUAGCUGAAGGCGCAGCUUCAGACUGAAACUGAGCAGGCUUCCUCCCUGCUGACAAACCUCCCAAUCAUCUUUGACUUUUUAAAGACAAAGAAACAAAAUGUUUCUGUUAGAAGCAGACCCAUCGUAUGGAUCUGUUUUAGUGGUUUUCGGGUCGAUUUUUUACUGUUGCAACAAAAGAAAAAAAACUGCCUUUCUGAAAGUGUUUUUCUGCAACUCUUUCAUAUGAAAUGAAGAUUUUCUUCUACACGUUUACAUUCUUUCAUAUAAAACAGAACCUAAGAUAAACAAGCAUAAACGCUCAUUCUUUAAAAGCUUUUCUUACAAUGCUGCGUCAUCAUGAAGUCUCACUGUAACAAAAUCGACAAUGUUUUUGUCAUUUACACRUUUAUAGUUUAUUAUUUCAGCAUGAAGUUGGAAUUGUUACGAGGAUAAACCGUCUGCCUGAAAGAAUUAUCAUGAGGGAAAAAUGUAAAGGAAGUGCUUUUAUUUUGUAGCAGUUUAUUUAAAAACGUGAUUUGUGUUCAUGUCUGUGAAAGAUGUUUUGAAUGUAUAUUUGUGCAUUACGUUAUUGAUCACUAACAGUAUGAGUGAUCACAUCACAUUUUUAUUUUCAUUCCAGUAUUUUUAGGAUAUUUAAGACUACGUGUAUUGUAUUUGUGAUCAGAUUACGCUGAAUUUGUUUUUUUUUUGUAAAUAUCAAAUAUGCUCUUCCAUUCCUACCCUGGGUUUGUCAGGAAAAGCAAUUUUUUAAUAAUUUCAAGUAAAAAAACACCAGCCAGUAUUUAAUAAACAGGUUGUAACAGUGAAGCAUCGAUGUAAUAACAAAAAGGGUAAGAAACGAUUGUUAGUUCAGAUCCAUAUUUACUUGACUAAAAACAAAAUACUGUUUAUUUUUGUUACUAUACCAGUAUUGGUUUGAUGAAUUUGUUUUAAAAUGUAUUUUAUAUUCAUACAUUUUUACAGGUGGACUGUUUCCCACAUUUUGAAUGGAUUUUGCGUUUAAAUAUACCAAUGAUAGAAAUGUUUCUGUAGAUAAAUGUAAAUAUUGAACAGAUGUAAAAAGUAUGUUCUGAAAGCAAUUGAAGUGUUUUAUAAUA